Leptopilina heterotoma is the source of this 3407-nucleotide messenger RNA. RefSeq names its product eukaryotic translation initiation factor 4 gamma 3-like. NCBI's taxonomy places the organism in Eukaryota, Metazoa, Arthropoda, Insecta, Hymenoptera, Figitidae. Gene Ontology annotation, molecular function: mRNA binding; protein binding; translation initiation factor activity. The record is from RefSeq and is a predicted model, not a curated record. The coding region runs from base 264 to 2801 and encodes 845 amino acids. The transcript is spliced from 16 exons. Gene Ontology annotation, cellular component: eukaryotic translation initiation factor 4F complex.
AUUUUAUUAAAGUGUAUUUUUGCACAGAUAAUGUUGUGUUUAACAUAAAUUUCAAUGAUUUUUAAGAAUAAAACUUGAAUUCAUCUUUAUUAAACAUGCCUUUCUGAAUUUUUGCUCAUCAGAUUUUGUUUUGGGCAACACAUUACAAUUCUUCUUCGUUUGCCAAUUUUUUUAACCAUCAGACACCUAAGAAUUAAGGUAAAAGGGAUGGACUGAAUAGGAAAAACAAUUCUGAAAAACCAAGUCCAUCAAAUAAACCAAAUAUGGCGAUGCCUAUUUCCCCCUCGUUACGAGAAGAAGUUAAACUUCGAGAAGCGGAGAAUGCGUGGAAACCGACAAGACUAAAGGGUAGCGACAUUGAUGUUGAGGAAGCUAAAACCGAAUCUCUCGCUAAAAAAGUUCGUAGUGUGCUCAAUAAAUUAACGCUUCAAAAAUUCGACACAUUGGUUAGUCAAGUGAGAGCGUUGAACAUUGAUACCAAGGAAAGAAUGGAGCGUGUGAUUAAUCUUGUCUUCGAAAAGGCAAUUAAAGAACCUAUUUUUUCCGCGGAAUACGCACUUAUGUGUAAGGAACUUGCCAUGAUGCAAGUUUCCGGUACGGAUCCAUCUGAUUCAACAACGGCGAACUUUAGGAAAUUAAUUAUCACUCGUUGUCAACAUGAAUUCCAAAAGGAAUCCGACAAUGGUGAUAUGAGAGAGACGAAAGCUAAGGAAAUUGAAGAAUGUACAGAUCCUGAAAAGAAGAAAGAAUUAAUAUUAUUCUGUGAAGAGGAAGAGAGGAGGAUACGCAUGAAGUCUGUUGGUAACAUAAGGUUCAUUGGAGAACUUUUUAAACAAGGAAUGUUGAAAAAGAAUAUUAUGCUUUUCUGUAUAAAUCAUUUAUUACAAUUCCGUGAUGAAAAUAAUUUGGAAUGUUUGUGUAUAUUGUUAACGACAGUAGGAAAAAGAUUGGAAUCUAAAGACGAAUUGAAUGAAUAUUUUAUUCAAAUACAGGGCAUCGCAAAUGAUAAAGGCCCUGGAAAAAUUAAUUUCAGAGUUUGUUUUAUGCUCCAAGAUGUAAUUGACUUAAGGGCGAAUAAAUGGGUGCCAAGGAGAGAUGACAGUAAUCCUAAGACAAUGGACCAAAUUCAAAAAGAGGCAGAAACCGAACGAUUAGAUGCCCAACUCAAUAUUCCUCUUAAUACCCCACGAAAAGAUGAUCGGAACGUUGACCGACGAAGAAAUCGUGGAAUGGCAGGGUCUUCCGAAGAUGGUGGUUGGAGUCAGCCAGUUCGAUCGAGAGCUUCAUACUCUUGUGAUACUUCGAAACUAAAAACUAAACCUCCUCUAAUGGACGAUCUUCAAUUAGGAAAUAGGAAUACUUAUACUAUGUGGAAUAAGAAUAUUCCUUCUGUAGGAUCCACAAAGAUGCAGAAUAAAUUUUCAGCCCUAGAAAAUAUUUCAUCGUUUGAUCAAGAAAAACGUAAUCCACUCCAACUUUCUGGAUCAAAGUCGAUGGGACCACGAGAAUGUGGCAGAACUGACUACAAAUCCGCUUAUGAUGGUAGAAGUUCGCGAAAUGGCAGUAGCUACCAAUUAAGUAGUAGUGGUUCCUUGACUAGAGAGGGAAUUCCUCCACUUGACAGUGGAAGAAGUCAAAGUGUCACAAUGCCUCCUCAGAGCAAACCAGCUCCACAACCUACCUCUAUUAGUAAUAAACCAGAAAAAUCAUUUGAUGAACUCCAAAAAAUUGUUCAUAUGUUCGUCGAGGAAUAUAUCACCGAGGGCAAUGGUGAAUAUGUUGUACUCGAAAUUAAACAACAUUUCUCAACUUCACAAUUGCCAGCAGUGGUUCGUGAAAUAGUUAACGAAGUUCUCGACAAAUCUGUCAAUGCACGUGAAUCAGUAUCAAAACUAUUGUCCUUCCUUAUCACCAAAAAAUCAAUCACUUUGAACGACUUCCGAAAAGGAUUUGGUGAAGUUCUUGAAUCAGUCGAUGAUUUAAUAAUUGAUAUUCCGAAAAUCCUGUCUUACUUCGCCGAAAUUUUGGUUAAUCUUGUGAUUGACGAAACUCAUCCGCUGGCUGAAUUGCCUAUUACCUUGGCUAGUUUAAGAAGUACAGGUCAAAGUGGAAAAUUAGUAGGUGAAUUAUUCUCCAAAAUGGCUACAAUUUGUGGACCAUCAGAAUUCCUUGUUGAAAAGUGGUUUCGAAGUAAACUCCAAAUUAGUUAUCUUAUUAAUGGAGAACGAGAAAAUAUUGAUGAAAUCAUCAAGAAUUACAAAUUACAAUCACUAGCAGAAAAGAAGUUUACAUCUUUUGAACAAAUUCAUGAUCACCUUGUAAAAUUGAUGAAAACUAGCAAUAAUAUAGUUGAUGAUGUUGUUACUUGGGCGAAGAAUAAUAUUUCAGACAAAGUUCUUGAGCCAAAAUUUAUUCGAGUUCUCAUGACUGCCAUUUUGGAAGUAUCCACUGUUUGUAAUAAACAAAGACACGACUUCAAGCCUGAAAUAUUCCAAGGUUUGCAAACGCUGAUACAUAGGUUCGUCGAUGCGAAUGAAAAAUUAGAAUUGCAAUGUCUGUUCGCUGCUCAGUCAUUUGCAAAUAAAUUAGAAUUCCCCCCUGGGCUGCUUUUAAACAUUUUUGAUAAAUUAUGUGAGGACAAUGUAAUUUCCUUUGAGUCUUUCAUCUCGUGGGAAACGAAUGACGAUGCAGCUGAACGUGAAGGAAAGGCAGUAGCUUUAAAAGCACUCACAUGCUUUUUCACAUCAUUGAAGGAUGCCGAAGAAGUUUCUGAAGAAGAAACGUCAGCUCAAGUGCGUUAAAUAUUGUUAGUGUUUUAAAUGGAGAAUUUUUGACCCAAUGCCAAUGUGACGUGAGUUUUACUCUUUAUUUCUGAAUAUAUUGUGAAACACAUUUUCAGGAAAGUGCGUUUUUUCGCAAUUUAUAAGUGCUAAAAGUCUUGUGAAUUUCUAAAUAAUGCGAAACGAAAAAAUAUAACUAAAGAGGAAAGGUUUAACAAAACAAAAAUGAAAAAAGCAAGGUCUUAAUGCGUUUCUUUUUUAAUUAAAAAGAAACUGAAAAUCUCUUGUGUCAGAGAGCGAGAGUAUGCCUACAGAAAAUAUAUAUCUAGAAAAAUAAAUUCCAGGAUUCGUUUUGUACUAAAAAAUUUAUAUUAGUAGUGUUUGAAGGCGUUCAGUAGAUUGUAAGUCGAGAAAAGAUUUUAAGACUAAAGAUCAGCCUCAAAUCGAAGUAUUAGAGUUAACAAAAGCCAAAAAGAAAAAGUGAAAAUUGUUUAAAUACAGUAAACAAUAACUAAUCGUUAAUAAAUGUGAAAGAAAAAUUUUUAUUUUUAGUAUUUUUCACUUAAAUAUUUUAUAAUACUGUUGAAAACAAAUUUGUAAUUUUCAUAAUAAAAUUAUUGUAUUAUA